Messenger RNA from Plutella xylostella (diamondback moth), 4763 nucleotides. Lineage: Eukaryota; Metazoa; Arthropoda; Insecta; Lepidoptera; Plutellidae. The record is from RefSeq and is a predicted model, not a curated record.
GCGCCGCUCUGCCGCUCAGUUGCACUAUACCAAGCGCGGGUCGCGCGCGCCGCGAGUCUUCCGCAAUACAAACUAUGUGCAUCCAACAAGAACGAUCUGUGAUAUAGUGUUAAGUUACGUGCAAUUUAAGACUUAUGUGAAUUUGAUAACUGACAGAACAAUGGUGCGCUCAAUAAUUUUGUAUAGCUGUUUUAUAGCUACAAUCGCACCAACACUUGUACGAUGCGUAUCCGUGGUGGGUCCGCGCAUCCUGCGGCCCUACUCCCCGUACCGCGUGGCGGUGGCGGGCGGGCCGCGGGCGCAGAGCCUGUAUGUGGCCAUCGAGGGACGCCGUGCCAACGGGGAGCAGUUCCAGCAGGGACGGGAGGUCCAGGUGCAGCCUGGCAGCUCAAGGCUUGUGGAUCUUGAUGUGGGUGAACCGGGUCCAGGCCAGUACUCCCUGGUGGCGUCGUCCACGUCAGGUCCUCACUUCGCCUCGUCAGCGCCUCUGAUCUACCAAGCGCGCAGUUUCUGCGUGUUCAUACAGACAGACAAGCGCGUCUACCAGCCUCAGGACACCAUCUACUUCAGGGUCAUCGCCUUGGAUAAGUACCUGCUAGGUCUAUCCGGUGUGGUAGACGUGACGGUGCGGGCGGCGGGCGGCGCGGCGGUGCGGCAGUGGGCGGGGCUCGCUCUGGACCGCGGCCUGCUGGCUCUGGAGUUACCUCUGGCCGACCAGCCCGCGCUGGGGCAGUGGACCAUUGAGGUGGAAGUCCGAGGCCAGACGUACUCCAGACAGGUGUUGGUGGCAGACUAUGUGAUGCCCAAGUUCCACAUGGACAUACAGAUGCCCACUGAGAUCCUCUUCAAAGAUGGACGCUUCGUCGUCAACGUCACGGCUAAACACUUCAACGGUCUGCCCGUGCGCGGUGAGCUGACCCUAUCAUCAUACGCCGUGUUCUUCUCCGGCGUCCUUCAGCCGAUAUUCUCGUCUCCCUCCCGAAAGGUCAUCGACUUCAACGGCCAGACCGAGGUGACCUACGACCUGAAGACUGACCUUGACCUCGCGGAGGACGCCGCGAGGCCGCUGGUGGUGGAAGCGGUGCUAGAGGAGAAGGAUACUCUGAUCAAACAGAAUGUCUCGGCCCGGAUUCUUCUGUUAAGAACCCCUUACCGGUUGAGAGUGACGGCGCCUGAACAUUUCAAGCCGGAGUUGCCAUAUAAUGUGCAGAUAGAAGUGGUAGACUCAUCAGGGCAGGUGAUGUCCGUGGACGACGAGGUGUCAGUGGAGCGGCUGUGGGACGACGGGGCGCCGGUCAAUGUCACCACCCUGCAGUUGAAGGGCGGUCUGGCCACCUACACUCUUGUACCUGACAAGGGACAUGCCAGCUCGAGGCUUAAUUUAGUGGUGAAGUACAAAGAAGUUUCGGAGCGAGUCAUCAAUGUUCAGCAGAGUGCCCCUUCUGGGGGUCAAUUCCUGACCAUCGAGCUUUUGUCCCGGGGUUCCGUAGGAGACGAGAUGAGAGCCAGGAUAUCUGCUACGGAACCCAUGGAUCUGCUGAACUACGCUGUGAUUGGACGAGGCGAUAUCCUGCAUACGAAGACCCUUGAGCUAAGUCCAGCCCGCAAAAGCGUGGACAUCAAAAUGCCAGUGACAUCGGCUAUGGCCCCCGGGUCCAUACUGCUGGCGUGGUACCCGAGACUCGACCCUAUUGUCAACACCGUCGUCGCUUCAGCCAUGCUGGUGCCGCAGGAUAACCUGCUUCAGUAUGAGGUGUCAGUAUCGGUGUCAGGCGCGGGGCGUCCGGGCGGCGGAGUCGAGCUUCAGGUGUCGGGCGAGGCCGGAGCUCACGCCGCGGUGUUGGCGCAGGAUGCCCAGGCCAUAGCCGCUGGCCUGGCCGGGGAGGACGGACGCGGCAGCGGGCUCACUAUGAAGAGGAUUGAACGAGAAGUAGAAAGCUUCAUCGGCGUGAAACAUUCAGUGUUCAAGAACGAAGACCAUCAGCCGUUCAAGGGCCUGGAUCUCGGCGGCAACACCACGGCUGAGGUCUUCCAAAACGCCGGUGUUGUCAUAUUGACUGAUGGCAUUGUGAUACGUGGCAAUGCUCGAGAGCACUCUCCAGAGCCCGAGACGGGCACGAGACCUCCUCUGGCUGGUCCGUAUGCCUUCAGCCGGCUGCCCACGCCGCCGUCCCCGCGCUACUACCUCACAGUCAGCCCUCAACCCACGUGGCUGCGAGCUAACUUCUCUAUACGAAACGACGGAAAAGGCCAAAUCAACCGCCAAACCCCGAUCACGUCAGGCGAAUGGUCAGUGGGAGCGUUUGCCAUACACCCCAACUUAGGGCUUGGGCUGGCUUCCCCCAAGAAUUUUAAAACCAGCGUGGCUCUGUCAAUAUCAGCGGAACUUCCGGCCUCGUUGCAGAAGGGAGAGACUAUAGCCGCUGUGGUCACGCUGACUAGCAGUCUGAGCGUGGAUACGGCUGUUGAAGUCACCUUCCAUAAUUCGGAGCAGUACUUCGAGUUUGAACCGCUGGAGAAUAGCGUGGAGGCUUCGAAAAAGAUCGAGUUAUUCCGUCGCCUGCGCGUCACAGUGCCAGCUAACGGGCUGGCCAGCACGGCGUUCUUAGUGACCGUAGUGCGAGGCGGGGAGGCGCCCGUCAUAGUCGAGGCCAGCGGCACCGGCGUCUCCGCGUCCUUGUUCAGGACUAUUGAUGUUCAGGAUGGCUACGAAGAAGAGCUCUGGUCGUGGAUCCUUCUAGACGGCCGUCGCUCCACCGCCCGAGGCAACGUGACGCUGGACGCCCAAGCGGGAACCCGCCUCGGCGGGGCUUCACUGAAGGCAGCCGGAGACCUGUUAGCCCCCGCGCUUCACGCGUCGCGAGCCGCGCCGCCGCCGGCAGCUGACCCGGCCACAGCGGUGGCGCCCUUGGCCAUCGCCGCUCUACUGCUGGAUUAUUUACAGGCAACAAACCGCGACGACGACAUAGCGCUGACCACAGAGGCUCGCGCCCAAGCGGAGAUGGGCUACCAGCGGCUGAUGGCGUACCGACAGCCCGACGGGUCCUUCGCGGCCGAGAUCAGCGACGACGCUCAGGGAGAUGUCUUCAUGACAGCCACAGCCACGCGUUGGCUGGCCCGCUCGGCGCGCUACGUCCCAGUUACCCCGUCGGCAGCUGAGUCUGCACGCUGGCUGGUGCAGCAACAAGAGACCGACGGCAGCUGGCGCCCCCCGCCCCCGCCCGCGCGGCACUCCCCCCGCGCGCAGCAGACUGCGCCGCUUACUGCGCACGCGCUGAUGGCGUUGCUGGCUGUACAGUCCGUCGACGCCCUCCACAAGAACGCAAUCAACAAAGCCGUGGACUACAUCGCGCGCGCUCUCUCGGACGAGUUGGACGCGUAUUCUCUGGCGGUGGUGGCGAAUGCACUGGCCAUGACCCGGCACCCGCAGGCUUCUAGGGCACUGCAGCUGUUGGAGCCGCAUACUAAUGGCACAGGUUCAGAGCGCUACUGGAGCCGCCAGCUGUCAGGCUCUGAAUGGAAGAACCCGUGGCUACGUCACAACAGUGCCGAGGCUUCAACAGCGGCGUGGGGCCUGCGGGCUAUGUUGGCUGCUAACUUGGUGGACCAGGCCAUACCUGUGGCUAGGUUCCUACUGGCUGCUACGAAGCCGGGGACUCUGGACCCUGAUGUUUUGGAGUCCCUGUCUCAAAUGGCACAGCUAAUAAAGACAUCAACAAACAUGCGAGUGUCGGCCAACGUGACGGGGUCCGAGGAGCCGCGGCAGUUCAACAUCGACGACGACAACGCACUCAUCAUACAGACACAACUGGUCCGCAACGUGCGCGCCGCCUCCGCCCGCACGGAGGGCCGCGGGCUGGCCGUCCUCGGCGUGGCGGCGCGCGGGAGCACCAACGUGACCGCCGCGUGGCCGCGCUACACGCUGGACCCGCGCGUGGACGCCGUGUCCACUAGAGACCGCCUGCAGCUCUCUAUAUGUGUCGGAUUCGUGCCACAAGGUAAUGAAACGAUAAGCGGAUUGACUCUUCUAACCGUUCAGCUGCCUUCUGGAUAUCUGGCCGACAUCCACACUUUGACAGAGCUAAAGGCGGCGCCACACGUAUCCUCAGCCCGGCUCGCAGCGGGCGGCGCGCGCGUGCUGGCCUGGCUGCGAGCCCUGCAGCCGAGAGAGCGCUGCGCCACGCUGGCCGCGCCCCGCGCGCUGCCCGUGGCCAGACAGCGGCCCGGACACGCCACGCUCAGAGACUUGUAUGAUGAUAGUCACCGCGCCCGCGUGUUCUUCCAGCCAAUCACAGCUCACGCUUGCGACGUGUGUCGCGAGUGGGCGUCGUGCGCGCGCGCAUGCGGCACCACGGCCGAGCGUCGCGCCGCCGACACCGCCGUCGACGCGCCGCCACCCGCGCCGGGGGCGUCCCACGGGAUGGUGCCCGCGACUGUGCUUGUUGUUAUAGGAGUGUUGCUUAGUCUGCGGUAGCAAUGUAGCUUGCUUACUGGCUGAUGUUAUAGACCUAUUUGGAUUGGAUCCACGGAUUGAUGAGGGUUUAUUAGACUGGUAAAAAUACUGACAACUUUGUCUAGUUAUAGCUGUCUGUAGUUUGAGUAGUGUGCCAGUAAACAAUUACCUAACUAACUUAUUAAAAUCUAGUUUAAAAACUACCAUCAAAAACCAAGAUUGCGAUAAUGCAACGUCUGUAUUAAAUGUAAAUAAUUUAUAUACCUAUAAGUUACAUUUGUAAGUUUAACAGUAAAGUUUAAAAGUACUA